Gossypium arboreum is the source of this 2590-nucleotide messenger RNA. RefSeq names its product histone-lysine N-methyltransferase, H3 lysine-9 specific SUVH3-like. The coding region runs from base 323 to 2326 and encodes 667 amino acids. Gene Ontology annotation, cellular component: nucleus. The transcript is spliced from 2 exons. Gene Ontology annotation, molecular function: zinc ion binding; protein binding; histone methyltransferase activity. NCBI's taxonomy places the organism in Eukaryota, Viridiplantae, Streptophyta, Magnoliopsida, Malvales, Malvaceae. The record is from RefSeq and is a predicted model, not a curated record.
GAAAGCCAAAAGCCAGUAUAUUUAGAUCUGGCCAAAAGAAAAGAAAAGAAAAAAAAAAAACUACACAGGAAAAAAAUAUUCCUUCAACGAACCGUUCCAUCUCCCUGUGAUUUUCUGCCUUCCGACAGGGCAUUAUUUUUGUGCAUAAACAAGUAAAGAUGGAUAAAAGCUGAAGUGGGUAUUUGCUAGUUUUGAAGAAAAAAGGGGGAAUUUUUCGGGGGGUUCAAAGGCCUAAUUUUCAUGUAAUUUUGGUUCAUAUAGGAGCUUGGUUUUGUGGGUAAACAAGUUUAAGGAGGUUAAAAAGGCUUGUUUUUUGUUUGUUAUGGAAGGAGGGGUAGCCGGAAACACUGUACCACCGAAUUCAUUUGAUAAAUCUAAAGUUUUGGAUGUAAAACCACUACGUUCUUUGCUUCCGGUAUUCCCGGAGGCACCGAAUGGUCCGCCUUUUUUAUGUGCACCUCCUAAUGGUCCUUUCCCGACUGGGUUUUCACCCUUUUUUCCAUUUAGUGGACCACAAGGAACACCGUUGACGCCUGGUCUUAACCAAAAUCUCUUCAAUUCAACUGCUAUGCCGAUUCGCUCGUUUAGAGCCGAACCACCACCAGCUUCUAAUGGUGAAAAUGUGCAAAGCAGUAAUAAACGCAAAUCUGUUGGCCCGAGUUCUGUCAAAAAGAAAGUGAAGAGAAGCAAUGAUUCGGAGCUUGCACUGGCUGCACUUACUAAUUUUAAACCUGGAAUCAUUGCAGCUGAAAAAGAUGAUGGUAACCGGGAACUUGUUGAAAAUGUGCUUAUGAGGUUCGAAGCACUUAGGAGAAAGCUUAGCCAAAUGGAAGAUGCAAAGGAAUCACAUUCUGAGAUUUUCAAGCGUGCUAACUUAAAAGCUGGCAACAUUAUGUUCACGAAAGGGGUACGGACUAAUGGAAAAAAGCGAAUUGGAGUUGUUCCUGGUGUUGAAAUCGGUGACAUUUUCUUCUUCCGAAUGGAGUUGAUUUUAAUCGGGUUGCAUUCUCAAUCCAUGGCUGGAAUUGACUUCAUGCCUAUGAAGGCUGAUAUUGAGGGAGAGCGAGUGGCUAUAAGCAUUGUUUCGUCCGGAGGGUAUGAAGACGAUGCUGAAGAUCCCGAUGUUUUGGUAUACACCGGGCAAGGUGGGAAUGCUAGUGCCGAUAAAGAAGCAUCCGAUCAGAAGCUUGUGAGGGGCAAUCUUGCUUUGGAAAGGAGCUUGCACCGAGCCAAUGAAGUAAGAGUUAUUCGGGGUUUCAAGGAUGCUACUCAUCAAACUUCUAAGGUUUAUGUAUACGAUGGGCUUUACAAGGUCCAAGAGUCGUGGAUGGAGAAAGGGAAAACGGGUUGUAACAUGUUCAAGUAUAAAUUAGUAAGGCUUCCCGGGCAAACGGGUGCAUUUUCGACAUGGAAAUCCAUUCGGAAAUGGAAAGAAGAUCCAUCUUCAAGAGAUGGACUUAUUCUUCCAGACCUCACUUCAGGUGCUGAAAGCAUACCUGUUUCACUUGUAAAUGAGGUCGAUGAUGAAAAGGGACCUGCUUAUUUCACAUAUGUCUCGACUGUUAAAUAUCCAAAAUCAUUCAAAUUAGUACAACCUUCAUACGGAUGCAAUUGCCGUGAUGCAUGUCAAGCAGGAAAUUCAAACUGUUCCUGCAUUCAAAAAAACGGAGGCGAUUUCCCUUACAUUACCACUGGGAUUCUAGCUUGUCGAAUGCCUAUGAUAUUUGAAUGUGGUUCCUCGUGCCCUUGUUUUCGUAACUGCAAAAACCGGGUUUUACAAACUGGUUUUAAAGUUCACUUUGAAGUUUUUAAGACACGAGACAAGGGUUGGGGUCUACGGUCAUGGGAUCCUAUUCGUGCAGGUACGUUUAUUUGUGAAUACGCAGGUGAAGUUAUUGAAAAAAUUAAGGAAAAAGCAGACGGGGAUGACGGUGAAAACAACGAUUAUGUUUUCAAUACUAAUCGAGUGUAUGAAUCCUUCAAAUGGAAUCAUGAAACCGAGUCAGCAGAGGAAAGAUCUGACACUAGUGAAAAGUUCGAUAUUCCGUCUCCUCUAAUCAUAAGUUCAAAGAACAGUGGAAACAUAGCUCGAUUUAUGAAUCAUAGUUGCUCCCCGAAUGUUUUUUGGCAACCGAUCAUGUUUGAACAUAACAAUGAAGCUUUUCUCCAUAUUGCUUUCUUUGCUAAGAAACACAUACCUCCAAUGACCGAGUUGACAUACGAUUACGGUAUUCCACAGUCGGAUGAAGCCGAAAGUAACAACAUGGAACACGGGAAGAAGAAGUGCUUAUGCGGAUCGCUGAAAUGCAGAGGCUACUUUUAUUGAGGUUACAAAAAAGCUGUAUCAUGUAGACAAGCAAAGACUUUUUGGGUUUUUGGAUAUCUAAUCAUGUAAUUCUAUAUGCUUUUUCAUCUCUAGUUUUUGUAGCUCAGAACUGACAACAUAUGUGAACCAAAGCAUGAUGAUGUUUUUUUGUUGUUGUUGUUGUUCUCUGGUUUGUAGGAAGUUAGGUUUUGGUUUCAGGUUCACUUUGUUUUCAUAUUUCACAAUAGUAAUAACAGUCAGGAUUUGAAUUUUGAAUAUCUAAAA